Messenger RNA from Symbiodinium necroappetens, 2112 nucleotides. The record is from the annotation of a GenBank genome assembly. NCBI's taxonomy places the organism in Eukaryota, Dinophyceae, Suessiales, Symbiodiniaceae.
AUGAUGUCCCUCGAUCAGUGGGAUUGGAAGACAUCGGCUCCAGAAUUUGUUCCAGGUGUCCUUCAUGGGGUAACCUCGGGUCCUCUCGUCGGCGCGUGGGUGGCGCCUCACUCGGGAAGCUCGCCAGAGGGUCAACUUGCCAUGGGAGAUGUGCGGCAUUCCCCAAUGUGUGCCGCUCCGGGUGGCCCGGUGGCCAUGGGCUUCGUGGGUUGCCUUUCAGACUUUGGAGGCCAUGGUGCCUGGCAGGCCGUGGGCCCCGUGGGCCCUUGCCAGGCGCAAGGCGGCGGAGCCAUGUCCGGCAUGAUGGCUCCAGGUCCUUGCCCCGUGCAGGUAGAGUUCGGCGGACCUCAGCCGUACUCCGACCGCCAGGAGAUGAUGGAUCCGCUUGGAAGCGCUCCGAGCCAGCCGAGCCAGGAAGAGGACUACGCAGAACGUAUCCGUGCUGCACAACUUCAAGCGCGCUAUGAACAGCGGCUGAAGUCCAAGGACCAAGAGCUUCGGUACCUUCAAGAAAGACUGAAUCGGCAGGAAGACGAGACAGCCAAAAUGCAGGCCGAGUUUGAGCGAGAUCGGCAGGGCCUGCUGUACAAUCUGAAUCAGCUAUCCCACGUUGUGGCCACUGAGCGGAAAGGGCAGACGCAGUGGGGAGAUCGGCAGGGAUGGUCCAAGAAGCGAGAGAAGCAGCAGCAGGAGGCCUCCGUCCUGGGCUCCGAGGGGACGCUCUGCAAGGCGGAGGGUCGCCGCGAAGGAACAACAACUUCCCGGUCGCGACUUCACAAGGAGCCCGCCAUGCCAGCAACAGGUGAUCGACGCGAUCGACCACCAGCGGUGUGGAGGCCGCAGCCGUCGAGUGGCACACUCUGGAGCGGUGACCGCUUCGAGAAGUUUGCCCGGCAGACGCCCGGGGCUUUUGAGCUGCGGGAGAAGGUAGAUGGCUCCGGCUGGACAUUGAGGCUACGCUUCGAGGAUCUAAGCCCGCCUCUGAACGAUGAGGGCAUGCAGGUCUUCUGCAGAUGGCUCCACCAAUCCGCACUGCAGAGGAUGCGGGAGGAGAAGUUGCAGGGCCUCCGGUCGAUGCGGACGGUGGAGGCAGAGGUUUCCUUUGCAUGGAACUACAUGGGCGACGAAGCAGUUGGACGCUUGCUACAGGCCCUCCAGCGCUCGGAGCUGCGGGUGGCAACCCUGAACUUCAGUGGCAACUGCCUUGGGCCGGCUGGUGCCUCGCAUGUCUGCGACUUCCUUCAGGAAGCCAGCUUCGGAGUUCGGGAGAUCUCUUUGUCGCACAACCUGCUCGACGAGGCUGUGGUGAUGGAGCUCUUGGGCAUGCUUUCCGACCACCCAAAGUAUCCAUUGAGAAGGCAUGGCAAGGCGGAUCCGGUGAAAUUACUGCUAAGCAACAACGGCCUCCAUGCUGCGAAGCUUCUGAAGAAGAUUGGAGGGAUUGGAGGGCUGUCCUUGCAGUCUUCUCGGACUCGUUCUGCAAGGGAUUGGCACGUCCUCAAGAACGGUGUGGACCUGUUGAAGCUUCCCGAUUUCGAGAUGCAGGAGCAAGUCCAAGAGCCGGGAUCGGAGACGGAGAGUCCUCUGGAUCGGGAUCGGGCAGCGGAUCGGAAGCUGGAGCGAAACAAGCCCGUGUCUCGCGUGCCCAAGAGGUCCGAAGCCCUCCGGGCGGCGCCCAGCCCCGAGGUCCGUGGUGAUGGGCCAGGCGUACCUGAGCAGACGCCGGAGCCGGAUGUGCAGACGCAGACAUUGCCCAAGCAGGAGGAAAAAGAGAGAGAACUUCGUCAGCGGAGUACGAGAAACACGAUCAGGUUUCCGCCUCGCUCCAAGCUGGCCUUGGAGAAAGCGGGAAGGCACUACCGCGACCGUCUGAGGAAUGGCGCAGCUGGUGCUCAUCGCAUCGAGGAACAUCCCAACGAGGAUGACGAAGACGAAGAAGUUCUAGCUCCGGAAGCCAAAGACGAUCCCGAAGACGACGAGCUGCCGAUUUCCAAGCCGGCUGUUCGCAUCACUGCACCUCCAAAGAUUUUGCAGCGAGAGAAUGCCGUGGUGCCGACCGCAGCACAGGCAGUACAAGGCGGAGCCCGUGCUGACGCUCCGACCGGCCCGUGA